UACAACUACGCCGUCGCCGGACAGUAAGAGCAGCCUCACCUUGCGCGCUCUUUCAUCUUGAAUGCUGAUGACCCUGGUUUUAGUGCGGGCACAAUGUGCGAUGCCGACGGCGAGCUGUUCAUCAAGCCGUGCACCACUUCGGAGAUCACCUUCUACGAAUCCGCACACGCAUUACAUCCCGACUUCUCUGAGUUGAUGCCUCUGUACCUGGGGAGCCUAUCGCUCAGUGAGGGCAUGACGGACGAGAUGAUCCAUGCCGCCAUUCCAGCCAUCGUCGAGAACGCCGACAUUCCCACCCCUAAGAAGGAAGAGAUCCAGUCGCACCUACACUUGGCUGAACGGCCAGUCAUCCUUCCCGAGCCCUCGCUCCAGCGCGCCGUUACCGACGGUGUGACGUGGAUACCGAGUAAGAGUCGCAAGAUCAUGACCGAUCGCGCCGUCGUACUGGAGAACGCGAGCUUCGGUUACAAAAAACCGAACAUCAUGGAUGCGAAACUGGGAAUCCGACUCUGGGCAGAUGAUGCGCCAUUGGAGAAGCGGAAUCGCUUCGACAAGAUUGCGACCGAGACGACGCACAUGAAGUACGGCUUCCGCGUCGCGGGCAUGCGUGUGUACAAGGGCUCUACGGAUGCAUCCGAAUUGGACGUGGAUGACUACCGCAUUUACGACAAGGACUGGGGCCGCUUCACCGUCAACAAUAACAACCUCCUGGAGAAGCUCAAGACAUUCAUCUUCAACGAGGCUGCCGGCAUUGACGAGGAGCUCGGCAAGAUUGUCGCCGGCGCAUUUGCCUCGGAUGUACGCAGAGUGCAAGAUGUGCUUGAGUCAGAAGAGAGCCGAAUGUUCUCGUCGAGUCUGCUAUUCGUGUUUGAGGGAGAUGGCGAGGCCCUCCGCGCGGCCAUAGAGGAGACAAGCGCCAGCGCCAGAGAGUCAGUAACCGAAAAGGCUUCAACAGCAGCGUCCGGCCGCGCUAACCUUAGGGUGGAUAGCGGGAUCGGAAUGGGCGAUGAUAUCGGCGAAGCCAAGAAGCCCAAAUCCGCAGAAGCAGACGAGACCAGCUCAGACAUUUCUGACGAUCUGGACGAGUUCUCGACCAUGCCUCACAUCUACAGUGUGAAGCUCAUUGAUUUUGCGCACGCAAGAUGGACUCCUGGUCAGGGUCCAGAUGAGAAUGUCCUUCUCGGCGUACGUAGUCUAGCUCAGCUGUUCGAGGAGAUGUCGCAAUGAGGCGCUUCAUUGUAAUAGUGACAUCUCGUGUAAGAUUAUGGGAAGUGGGUAAUGCAUUGAGACUAAGCAGGCAGGAAGAGGUGAAGGGCAUUUGCCAGCCGGAAACCAGAUGCUGCGGCAUAUGCGUCGUCAGCAGAUCACGCCCAAGGGUGAUUACAUCGCAUUGCAUCGAGACGGGAAAGACGGUACAGAGAAAAGUAGACAGUACGGGCGUUUUUUCGACUGGAGUUUGCCCAAUACCCCUCGCAUGUUACAUUCAUAGAUCAACCCUGUCCAAGGGGACUAGGGAUUAGGGAUGGUAUGUCAUGAUGACCAUGAUAAGUUUUACGGUUCCUGAUAGUUCUUCAUGAUUGAAUUGUAGGCAUCGUAACCAUUGCUUCCUCGUACUUCAUAAAGACUCGCAAAGCGUGUUGGAAUUCCAAAAAGAUGGAGUAUUGCCAGUUGUAAUUUCAGCGGUUUCAUGCAGCCUCUUUGCUUCAGGGUUGACCCC
Molecule: messenger RNA, 1717 nt
Organism: Pseudomassariella vexata
Lineage: Eukaryota; Fungi; Ascomycota; Sordariomycetes; Amphisphaeriales; Pseudomassariaceae
Product: inositol polyphosphate multikinase
Exons: 1
Coding region: 94-1227 (377 amino acids)
Biological process (GO): inositol phosphate biosynthetic process; phosphatidylinositol phosphate biosynthetic process
Cellular component (GO): nucleus; cytoplasm
Molecular function (GO): inositol hexakisphosphate kinase activity; inositol-1,4,5,6-tetrakisphosphate 3-kinase activity
Source: RefSeq, a predicted model, not a curated record